Molecule: messenger RNA, 1639 nt
Organism: Amphiprion ocellaris (clown anemonefish)
Lineage: Eukaryota; Metazoa; Chordata; Actinopteri; Pomacentridae
Product: potassium voltage-gated channel subfamily E member 2-like
Exons: 2
Coding region: 7-426 (139 amino acids)
Biological process (GO): potassium ion export across plasma membrane; ventricular cardiac muscle cell action potential; membrane repolarization during action potential
Cellular component (GO): membrane
Molecular function (GO): transmembrane transporter binding; delayed rectifier potassium channel activity; potassium channel regulator activity
Source: RefSeq, a predicted model, not a curated record
GAAAUAAUGACUUUGCAGAACUCCAACACACCUCCACUGUUUCUUGAUCUCCUGACCAGUUUCAUGAUGGGGCCUUUGAAUGCAUGGCAAAAGAUCAGCCGGUCUGAUUGGUCCAACAUGACCCUUCAUCUGGAGGAGUCCCUCACCAGUGCUUUGGAUCAAUAUCUGAACCACUGGAGGCGUAACAUCACAACUGCAGCCGAUGCUCUGGACAAGACGCUGGCUGAGGAGAACUUCAGGGACGUCAUCUGGUAUCUGGCGGUGAUGAUUGGCAUGUUUGCCUUCAUCAUUGUGGCCAUGCUGGUGAGCACAGUCAAAUCCAAAAGGAGAGAGCACUCCAACGACCCCUACCACCAGUACAUCAAGGAGGACUGGACCACUCACAUACACCAGGGUGAUGUCGUAACUAACUUUCCAUCUGGAUAAUGCAAGAAGAACAUGCAGCUCACAGCUAAUCUCUGCUAUCAUCAGUUGCAGAUGCAGCAACAGAAACAGAUUUUCUUUUUUGAGUCCAUCAUUAAUCACGACCAAUGUGUUAUUGUGUCUGAUAUCUUCCCACAAACCUGUUGAAUGAAUUUUUUACCCAAACCCGUCAUGUUUCAAACAUGUUGAUCAGAGUGGAUUUGAAAUGGUAUCUUAUGUAACAAUAAUUGCAGAAAUUGCAAGAUAUAAAGAUUCUGCUCAGUCUGGUUUUUUUGACAUACACACACACACAAACACAGACUUUUCUUGAUCAUGACAACAGUUCCAAUAGUUCACCUCUAAAUUUCAAAUCCUUCAGUCAGUGAACUAAUGUCAGAACUACAGACCUGGUUUUUUAAUUGCAGCUCAAGACAGCAGAAUCAUUUCUUUAGACAGAUGAAGUUAAUUCAGAUGCUAAUUAUCAUCUUUUCAUCACCUUUUUCCCACUGAUUAGCUUACAAAACACAAAUUUAACUUUAUUAAUAAAAUUGUAAUAUGCCAAUCCUAACCCUGUAUACGGUGGUCUCAAAAUUUAUUUCACUAUUUAUAUAUAUUUUGAGGCUUUAUAAACCUUUCCUACUCCCACUCUUAUAAAUACUUCCUAUGUUUUUAAACACUUUCUAUGCUCUUAAACCUAAGUAAUUUUAACAACAUAUAAAAUUCUGUAUCGGUGCUCACCAGGGAAUAUACUACAACUUAAAUGAUCAAGAUGAUGAUGAAUUAGCAUAAUUAUUAUUUUUUUCUUUAUAUUGUUUUCAAUAUCUUUAGGCUAGAAAAUGCUUAUUUUCCAUAAAAAUAAUUAAAACAAUAAAUAUAUAAAAAUACCUAUAUACACCGCAAAAUCCUCCAAUAUUGCGAAAAAUCUGCAAUACCAAAUACAAUUUAAAAAUCCGCACUACAGUGACACAGCGAAAAGCAAACCGCAAUAUGGUGAGGGACCACUGUAGCUACUGUCAUAUUCAGUAUUUUAUCUUUGCUGCUUGGCUGAGCAGCAGGUUUUGCAGUGAGGAGGUAGGUCUGAUAGAGGUGUGACCUUGGAAAUGUUAGGCGAGAAUGCUGAUGUUUUAUUUAGCUGAUAAAGUAAAGGGAAUGCUGUGAACACACACAUUCACACACAUUUAUACAUGCAUUAAUAUUACAGCAGAAAAUAAAAUAACUGGAGAGUUGUUUAAGGAUU